ACACCCGUUUUUAUUUUUAUAUCAUGUUUUUGAAAAUAUUUUAUAUGUGUAUAUAUAGGAUUGCAAAUUUUUCACAACAGAAUAUAUGUUUGAAAGGCUAGAAAAAUAUCAUCUCGGUAUACUGCAAACCACUGUAUGGAUGGAAAGUUAAUCGCCACAUCGAAUUCAUCUUAAUAAAAUUAGACAAUUUCCUAGGUGUCUUUCUCCGUUUAUCUCUAAGCGCCACGCUAUUGGUCUGAUUUGGAAACAGAACAACUAUUUAGUCCUUUCUGAACAUCGUCUACCCGAAUAUCCUCAAAGACACCUAGAUCUACAAUCGAUAGGAAUACCUUCAAGAAGAUAUGGGUGAAUUAGACACUUAUAUACCAAUGCUCAUCUUAAAUUCAAUCGCUAUUGUUUGUAACGCGAUUACGGUAAUCGUCAUCAUCGCAAGCAAGACGCUAAGAAAGACGCAAAACAUCUUUCUUUGGAACAUUGCCUUCUCCGACUUUGUAGCAACGUUCAUGACGGUUUUCACGCUCCUGUACCGUCACUUCAUCAGGGAAUACAUCUCGGAUCAAACGGGAGUGUUGAUCCGGGUAUCCUAUCUGACUGGAAUCUGCAGUACUGUCUCGGUGGCUCUCCAUCGCAUUUUCGUGAUCCGCUUCGAUCCGUUCAACACACGUAAACUUUUCACCGGACCACGCUGUAUCUUCGUCUGUAUCAUCUUCUGGGCUGUCCUCCUAACCUUCUUGUUUGCGAUCCAAGCCCAUGCCAGACAGACUUACUUUGCCGUUUCUGCUAUUCUUCCUCUUGCCACGUUUGGAGCGCACUGCCUCAGCGCCGUUUGCUAUGCCGUUGUCUACAUGACUAUUUCGGGUGCAGCUCGCAAGGCUGGACUCUCAGGCGACACGUUGGAACAGCGGGUCAAGCAGAACAAGAAGGUCCUGAUGACUUUCGCACUCGUCGUUGGAACUAACAUCCUCUGCUGGACGCCAUUUUGUGUCCGUUUGAUCAUCAGUUAUGUGAGGCCCGAAUGGAUCGUUCCAGUAAGCUACCCUUACCCCGAUCCAACCUUGUGGUUUAUUAGACUAGAAAACGCAGCACUUUGCUUUCAAGGUGUCAAUGGAAUUUUGAAUCCGUUGAUCUAUUUUACCCGGUUGACCGGGUUUCGUCAGCUGCUACGUGAUACAUGCUUUCGAAAUAGGAAAACCACUGAGAAUGGCGUCAUAUCCUCAAAAGCUCAAACAAAGGAAACUACAGUUGAAAAUGGCGAGAAGAUUUAAGAAAAAACGGGCAAUCUGUCC
Lytechinus variegatus (green sea urchin) is the source of this 1286-nucleotide messenger RNA. Its product is annotated as G-protein coupled receptor 12-like. Gene Ontology annotation, molecular function: G protein-coupled receptor activity. The record is from RefSeq and is a predicted model, not a curated record. Gene Ontology annotation, biological process: G protein-coupled receptor signaling pathway. Gene Ontology annotation, cellular component: membrane. The coding region runs from base 342 to 1265 and encodes 307 amino acids. NCBI's taxonomy places the organism in Eukaryota, Metazoa, Echinodermata, Echinoidea, Temnopleuroida, Toxopneustidae. The transcript has 2 exons.